Molecule: messenger RNA, 2133 nt
Organism: Sabethes cyaneus
Lineage: Eukaryota; Metazoa; Arthropoda; Insecta; Diptera; Culicidae
Product: zinc finger protein 14-like
Exons: 6
Coding region: 1-2133 (710 amino acids)
Biological process (GO): regulation of transcription by RNA polymerase II
Cellular component (GO): nucleus
Molecular function (GO): zinc ion binding; RNA polymerase II cis-regulatory region sequence-specific DNA binding; DNA-binding transcription factor activity
Source: RefSeq, a predicted model, not a curated record
AUGGAAUCGGUAACAGGUUAUUUGGGUGACACGAAACGCCUUCGCUGCCGGUUGUGUUUCCAUGCAGGUGAAAACAAACAGCUCGUGGAGGUUUUUACCAAAAAUCAAGACAUAUCAAAACGCGUUAUCAGUGCGCUAGGAGUAAAGAUUAACCGAAGCGAAAAGCAAGCCAGGAUAUGCACCGUCUGCGAGACACUCGUCGAUAUAAUCCAAAGCUUCCAGGCCGUUUGCAAACAAACCAACCAGUUGCAUCACGAUCGCAGAGAUUUUCUGCUGUACGACUCGUUUUGGAACGCCCAAGAGCAGGAUGCCGUCAAAAUUACGGAAAAGAUGAUCCUUACACAUCGCUCGGAAGUGGAUAAAACAAUUAGUGGAACAAUCGUUGUUCCAACAUUGAAAAAGGGUGAGUUUGAAAGACCGGCGCUGCAACCUCAAGUAGAGGAACAGAGGACUAACAAUAAAUUACCGGAAGAGGAAGUUAAAGAACAGCAUGCGGGAAAUGUGGCUUUUGAAAGACCUAAAACGGAAAUGGUUCUAUGUGAGCCUUUGAUAAAGGAUGAACCACGCGAUGAAAAUGAGCCACGCAUAGAAUUUCAUCCGGAACUAGAAGAAUCACCAGCCAGUGAUGUGGAACCCCUCGAAGAAGAUAACAAACCAGAUAGCGAUUCUCGAUCGAGAGAUGCCGAAUCUGCUUCGUCAAUGAUCCACGAUACGGCUAAACGAAAGAAAAAUAGACGGAGAAAGUUCUCGCGGAAGCUUUCUGAAUCUUCACCCGGAGAUGAAAAUGACCGGCUUACGGAUGAAUCGGAUGAAACCGGUCAAAAGCGAACCAAAAGACGACCAAGCAAAAGAAGGACCAACAACGAUGAUCCGCCAAACCCAUCGGAUGACGACGAGCGGGAGCCUAAAAUUCCCGGCAAGCGGGGGCCACGACGCAAAAAGGUUCGCAAAUCGGAUCCCAGUGUGUGCGAUAUUUGUGGUGAAACGGUGGCUCACUUCGUCAAGGAGUCCCACCGGAAUCAGCAUCUCGGUGUUCGACCGUACAAGUGCAGCUAUGAAGGCUGCGGUCGAUCGUAUUUUUCCCAGAAUGACCUGCGAACUCACGCAAAGCGGCAUCAGAUUACGUAUCACGUGUGCGAAAUAUGCGGUAGGAAUAUAAAGGGUGUAGAAUGGUUUCGUAGGCACGUCAAGACGCACACCGAAGGACCACAAUUUACGUGCGAAGUUUGCGGAAGCAAAUUUCGCAGGAAAGCUCAGUUGCAAACGCAUAUGGUUACACACACUGGUAUUACACCGCACGAGUGUGAAAUUUGUGGUAAACGGUUUGCUCUUAAGUACAACCUGGACGCUCACGUUAAACGCCACCAGAAAAGAGAGGAAAAUGACAAAGAUUCAGAAAAGCAAAAUGUCCCAGAAAAGCGCACAUGGAAAUAUUACGUAAAAGCGGAUAACGCUGGCAAGAAGCAUCAUGUAACGUGUGAAACGUGCGGUAAGUCAGUCCAUAAACGUGAAAUCGAAGGGCACGUUAACAAACAUCUGGGUCGUCGGCCGUACUCCUGUGACCAGGCAGGAUGUACCCUUGCCUUCUACGGUUUGCGUGGAAUCAAAGAGCAUAAAAUGGUGGUUCACUCCGAUAAAAUUCUUCGCUAUGAAUGUAGUAUAUGCAAUCGGUCUAUUAAAGGGGCCGGCACUUUCAAGCGACAUGUGAUGAUGCACAAUUCUGACAUGAAAGUGGAGUGUCAGCAUUGCGGAAAGAAGUUUACCUCAAAGAGUUAUCUCAAGGCCCACGAGCAGAAACAUUCCGGCGAGCGGCCCUACGUUUGCGAAAUGUGCGGUCGUUCGUUUGCUAUGAAGCCGUGCUGGAAAAUGCACAUGAAAACUGUCCACAAUGAGGACAGACGUGAACCCACGCGAGUCCGCAGACGCGAAACAGAGGAAGUGAAACAACAGCAGACAGUAUCGAUAGAUGGCGAAUUGCUGCAAACGCUCCCAUCAGCAGUGGAUGUCCCACUGAAUUCCCAGAACGAUAGCCAGCAGCAAUAUCAACCUGCGAUGCUGGUGACUGCAACACACGCAGCGGAAACGCAAAACUUUACUUCGCCUAAUCCGGUAAGAACUGAUUAUUCCUAUUGA